CCAAACUUUGGAAAAGCAGCCCAAGCGCGGUGAUCUGCAGUCGAUAAGACGUGCGUCGACCACAGAGCAGCAGCUCUCGUUGAACAGACGCAGCCAUGCUCCUCAAACUCGUCGCCUGCGCGGCCGCCGCCGAAGCAAUCGCGCACGCGACGCUCGUCCCCGUAAAGCUGGGAGACAACCAAGACAUCCCCGUCUACGUGGGCGGCGAGGCCGACGCGCCUUCAAUAAUAGUCAUCCAGGAGUGGUGGGGCGUCGACCGGGGCACGAUGCAGAAGGCUUUACGCCUCGCGCAGCACGGCUACCGCGUUUUGGUACCAGACAUCUACAAAGGAAAGAAGGGUAUCAAUGCGGAAGAAGCAUCGCACCUGAUGGGCGAGCUCGACUUCCCGAAGGCCAUCGAGGAGAUCGGCAUCGCGGCACAAUACCUGAAGAAGACGGGCUCGUCGCGCGUCGGCGUGGUCGGCUUCUGCAUGGGCGGCGCUUUAACAUUAGGAGCGCUGGCCGCGUCCGACGACAUCGUGGCGGGCGCCCCUUUUUAUGGAGUGAACUUCGGGCUCUUCGACGCCAAAAAACUGAAAAAGCCGGUCCAGGGCCAUUUUGGCGCCCUGGACGCCAUGGAGGGCUUUUCGGACCCCGCGACGGGCGCAAGGUUGGAGAAGGAGUUGACGAACGCCAAGGUCUUCAUCUACGAGGGCGUCGGCCACGCGUUCAUGAACCCCGAGCCGGCGCCCUUUUCCACUUUCGAGGAAAGGCAGGAAAAAAUGGGCUUCCCGGCCUACGACAUGCGCCAGGCCGAUUUGGCGUGGGGCCGUUUAUUGGACUUCUUCCUCGAGCACCUCGCGGCGCCGCCGCCGGGGCGGACGGACCUCCCGAUUCACACGCCCGCGACGGACCUCUAGUAGUA
This is a messenger RNA of Pelagomonas calceolata, 904 nucleotides long. Lineage: Eukaryota; Pelagophyceae; Pelagomonadales; Pelagomonadaceae. The record is from the annotation of a GenBank genome assembly.